AUGUCAGAUCCUACCGAUGAGGCCCCUACCGGGGGGCCCCCUGCCGAGGGUACCCCUACUGAGGGGUCACCUACCAAGGGGCCCCUUGUUAAAGCAGAUUCUUCGAAGCACUCUGAAGCAGCCGCGAAAUCGGACUCAGGCCUCCAGUCUCUUAAAGGCGAGGAAGCUGCUGCUGCUGGGCUGCAGGAGAGGGAGCAGGGCCAGCAGGAGCAGCAGCAGGGGGAGAUAGAGCAGCAGCAAGAUAACUCUAACACACCUCGUUCCAAACAACAGCAGCAAAAGCAGCAGCAGCAACAACAACAGGAGCAGCAUCAACAACAGCAGCAGCAGCAGCGGCGAACAGGGAGUUCCGGUAGACAAAACAGCGGCAGUUUAAGAUUAUCGUCUUCGAGUUUAAGUGGUCGCAGUAUUGGACUGGCGCAGCAAAUGAUGGCUCUUGCAGCAAUAGCAGAAGCAAGCAGCAGCAGCAGCAGCAGCAGCAGCAGCAGCAGCACUGCGCCUCCUGUUGGAGUUGCUGUUGCAGGUUCCGGUCGUUUGCGCCUCAUGCGGCGGGACGAUUCCCUCUCUUCGCAAGCAUCAGCAGCAUCAGCAGCAGCUGCGGCUGCUGCUUCUGCUGCUUCUGAGGGAGAUACGUCGGACCGGGAGGUCCAGCAGCAGCAGCAUUUGAUGGGAGCAGCAGAUAGGGGUUCCAGUGGCGAGUUGGGUGGUGUUGCUGCUGGCAGCAGCAGCAGCAGCAGCUCUGGUGUGUCUCCUCGUUUAAGGGAUUCUUUGCUGCUGCGGUCUCUUUCUUCUGUCUCUGUUGCUGACUUAGCUGUUGCUGAAGGGCAAGAAGGACUGGCAGAAGUCUUUUGGAAACCUGGUGAAGGAGAAGUGCUAGAAAAUCAGUUCGGGGGCCGUCGAAAGUUGAUGGUUGGAGGCAGCCGCGAGAUGCCUGAGGCCCUCUUCCGUGACAUCGAAGAGGCGAAUGACUCACAGAGCUUAUCCGGGUUUGGAGGAACGACGCGAGGACGCAGCGGCCGGGCGGUGAAGGAGAAGUUGGAGGGAAUGAAUAAAAAGUUUUGGGGGGACAUUGAUGAUGAGCUGCAGAGAGAAGUCCUCAAGAGGCGAGAGCAGCGGCAGCAGCAGAAGCAACAAGAGCAGCAGCAGCAUCUCCAAGAGAAGAAGGAAAACGGAGAGGAAAUCUUUGAGGUCGAAGGUGUUCCCACACCAUCGCCUCCACCAACAACUGCAGGCGACACGCCAACCGAUGUAGAUUUGGAUGGCGAGUUAUCAGUUGACAAUUUAGAUCUCGAUUUGGCCUUCGAACGAUUUGCAGGAGCAGACUUUGCACAGACAGAAGAGAUACAAGAGGACGACUUGCGGCAGCUAUUAUAUCCCUUACAGUUGGGGUGUAUGUACACCCGAAGAUGGAUAGAGAAGAAGGAAAGCCCAUUAAAAAGAUUAAAUCGACUUAGACAAGAAAUACCACAAACUCUUGAACUCAUCGAGAGUCUCUGCGAGUAUGCAGACACGGCAAAGGAGGAGGAGCAGCACGAAGAUAAUUCCUCUGUAGCUGCUUAUAUCCUCUCUUCAAACGAAGCAUUAGCGGCUGCAGCACAGGAAGCACAAAAUGCUGUGCGCGAGGGAGUGGCAGCAGAUGCUGCGCUGCAGCAGGUCCUCUUCAAGCAACAGCAGCAGCAGCAGCAGCAGCCGCAGCAGCAGCAGCAGCAGGAUAUUGAUGAAUCAGCAGACACAGGAGGCCUGCUUGCUCCCCUGUACUGCCCCAAAUCUUGUAUAGAGAUGUCGGCAUUAGAGCAGCUGCAAUUCCAGCAGCAGCAGCAGCGGCAACGGCGACAGCAGCGGUCCAGCUGCAGCUUCAGCAGCUCUCUAGAGGUGUUGGACGCUUCACAUCUAACAAUCGCCUCACGAGCUGCUGCUGCAAGGCGGUUGCUGCACCUCGAAGACAGACUUAAGCGGCUUGAGCAACUCUGUGUGCCUCAAGCAGCAACAGCAACAACAGGAGGAGCAGCGGCAACAGCAGCAACAGGAGAAGCAACGGCAACAGCAGAUGCCGAGGUCUUAGAGUUGGCUCGCCAAUGGGAGGCAGACCCAGAGGCCCCAACCCUCGCCGAGUUGGCUUCGCGACUGCACCGUCUGCUGUCUUUGGUGGCUGAUCCUUCUCCUUUAUCGGAGAUGUCUGCGCGUUUAGGUGUGGUGCGCUGCUGCUUAGACGAGCAGGAGCAGCAGCAGCAGCAGCAACAGCAGCAGCAGCGCCAGCAGCAACGUUGGGAGCAAGAGAGAGGAUUAUUAGAUGAAGAAGAACUUCUUGAUUAUUCACCAGAAAAAAUUAUUAUUUCUCUUUAUAAUAAAAUUAUUCCUUGCAGUAUUUAUACUUAG
Messenger RNA from Eimeria maxima, 2376 nucleotides. RefSeq lists its product as hypothetical. Lineage: Eukaryota; Apicomplexa; Conoidasida; Eucoccidiorida; Eimeriidae. The record is from RefSeq and is a predicted model, not a curated record. The transcript has 14 exons. The coding region runs from base 1 to 2376 and encodes 791 amino acids.